Ruditapes philippinarum (Manila clam) is the source of this 6730-nucleotide messenger RNA. RefSeq names its product TELO2-interacting protein 1 homolog. Gene Ontology annotation, cellular component: cytoplasm. The record is from RefSeq and is a predicted model, not a curated record. The transcript is spliced from 23 exons. Gene Ontology annotation, biological process: chromatin remodeling. Lineage: Eukaryota; Metazoa; Mollusca; Bivalvia; Venerida; Veneridae. The coding region runs from base 112 to 3573 and encodes 1153 amino acids.
CCAUCGUCUGAGUUACCUCCCUUAGAUUUAAGAAAACGCCAGAAUGAAAAUAUUUUUACCCAAUAUUAUUUAUCUUGACAGUACUAGUUGUUUUAAAGGAAUAUAUGCAAAAUGGAUGCCUUGCGAACAGAAGCUUUUUCUUUGUUGAAGCCAUUUUGUGUCACACUAACAAAGGAUCAUACAAGAGAAAACAUUGCCAAACUUUUUACUGCAUUGCAGUCAGUUGACAUUUUAUUCCUCCAAGAUCUACAGGAAUAUGUUAUUUUCCCUCUUAGGAUUAUACUGAAACACCCGAAGAAAUGCAGUCAGGAUUUGUAUCUAGAUCUGUACACAUGUAUGGAGUAUGUAUUGGGACAUACAAAGGUGACAAGAUGGGAUCUGUUCCAGGAUAUAUUCCACAAUGCUACAGCUAUGCUGUCAUGUCCUACAGACCAGAGUAAAGUUGCCACAUUGAGUGAGGAAUUGAAGAUAGCCAUUAUACAGACUUUAAGAACAUUGGUCAAAAACUCGGAGUCCAGUGUAGUACAGCACCUGUACACAAUACUAUGCCUGCCACUACUUGGACAUUCAGUAUCGCUCUUACUAAAUAUAGCCGAGGUGGAGAGAGCUAGAAAUCUGCGUAUACUAGCGAUGGAAUGCCUACUUGAUUUCAGCCAGGCUGACUCAAAACUAAGUCAAUGUAUGAAAGCAGAUAUAGGGAACCUGUAUGCCUCAUUUCUACCUGGCAUCUCUGUAACCCUGUGCAAGAUAAUUACUGGUGAUACUAAACAGGGCUUUGCUGUUACAUCUAAAGCUGUAUAUGUAUGGAUGAGGAUAGUAAGUCUAGUGAUGGAUGAUAAACUACUGGAGGUAUACAGACAAAAACAGGGCAGCAAGUCUAAGGAUCAGAAGGAUUUAGAUGAAAGGCUGGCCGGACUGGUUGUGACAAGAGAUGAGAACUGGGUGAAGACAACAAGCGGGAAUCUGUUCAUCUUGGUGAAACAGGUGGCUACUGUACGAAGUCAUUGCAACUGGAGGGUGAGGCUAGGACUGGUCGAAUGUGCAGAACAUCUUCUACUGCAUUGCUCACACUCAAUGAAGGACAGUGUACCUGCGUUUCUGGAGAUCCUAGUAAGCCUAAUAGGGGAUGACUUCACUAAGGUAGCCAGUGGGAGCCGGCAUGCCCUGGAGUUGUUCAGUCAGAGUCAAGCUGUAGAUCAGCAACAUCAUCUCACGGAGAUCCUAGAAGAGAAUCUCCAUAAACUAGCCACCUCAUUACCUAGACAGAUACAAACUGCAGAGGAAGAAGAUAAGAUAUCAUUGUUGAACAUGUUGGCCGGUUAUAUCAGUAUACUGGGAUCACGUGUGAAGAACUUCCUGUUAUCAUUACCACAUCUAAAGAGACUGUCACUAGCAUUACUGCAGAUUCUAGAACUAGAGUGUUCCGAUAUAAAGAUAGUAGAGGAGAGAACCACGGUAACUGGGCUAGGUAGUGGAGGUAUAACAAACGAGGCAUGUAGUAUUAUACGUCCUAGAAAAUACUUCAAACAUUUCAGUAAUGAUCGAAUCUUCCAGAAGGUACAGGGGGUGUGUCAUCUCCUUGGUUACUAUGGUGAUAUACAUCUAUUAAUAGAUCACUUCCUGGAUAUAUUUCACGAGAGCAGCAUGUUUAAGUUACAGGCAACUCUAGUCAUCAAUGAAAUAAUGCUGGGUACCACUGGGGAAUUAGUUUGUACGAGUAACACAAAGAAUGGUAAAAGCUGGAAUAAACAUAGUAGAGAUGAGAUUGACAGCGUUAUUAGAAUGUUGAUAGAAGAGUAUUUGAACCCUGUGAACUUUGACCUUGUGACUUCUGUGACUGGUUCCCAGCCUAAGGUUCAGUCACUAGAACAGCAGUUGAGAGGUUUGGCUUUAGUAUUAAAGAGUAGUUAUGAGAGAUUAUUGAUACAUGUAUUAUACCCGAUGUUAGAGAAACUCGGUGAUGAUACGGCCUAUAUCAGUAACGCUGCCUUUAUAUCACUCUGGGACGUCUGCACUGCUUGUAGAUAUAAAUCACUAGAUGAGUUGAUAAGGAACAACUGUGAUUAUCUGAUGAACGCUAUAUCAUUGAGGUUACGUCAUCUCAACAGGAACCGGAAGUGCCCCCUUGUGCUCAAAGUUAUGUUACAAUAUAGUAGUGCAGAGUUACUGCCCUUGAUUGAUGAUACGAUUAAUGAGAUUUUGGAAUCUUUAGAUGAUCAUUAUGCAGAAGAGUCUGUUCUUUUUAUGAGUGUACUUAAUGAACUCUCUAAAGCUGUGGUGAGAUGGUUCCCAGCUGAUGACAGUAAUAAAACUGGUAAACAGUCUUGUACAUGUGGGAACCAGCCACAUUGUCAGUGCCAUAGUCGAACAAAUAGUACAAAUUUAUUGGACAAUGCAACAGGUGUAACAGAGAAACAGACUAGUGAUGAAAAUCUUGUGACUUCAGCGGGACAAAAAUGUUGUAACAGUGAUUGUGGAGCUAAAAAGUGUGUAAGUUUUAAAUGUCAGAAUAGUGGUACUGAAAACAUGGGAAUUAGUGGUAAAUUAACAUGUAAAUGUCACUGUUCUUGCCAAUUAAAUGACACAGUAAAUUCAACAAAUAAUUGUUCACAUAAGUUAAAUGACAUGAAUAAGGGAGGUAAUCAGUGCAUAGAAGGUGCACACUCGUUGACCAGUGGAAAUGAUCCUGACAGAAUAGGGAGAAAAACAGAAGAGUUGAAGAGCUACUUUUCUAACCUUCUGAGACUAGAGAGGGAAGCAAGAGGGGAGUUCACUGAGGAGGAACUUCUAGAUUUCAGCAAUGAUCCUACCAACAUGGAUGAAGAUGUUGCCAUGGAGACAGAAGAAGAAAAGAAACAACCAUUACCACACCAUGUUAAGGCAGUGAAAGAAGUGAUGUUGAGAUGCAAACAUAUUGUUUCCUCUAGAAAUCCACGGUUACGACUUCUUGUACUUGACACCAUUACUCAUACAUGUACUGCAUUAAAACCAUAUCAAGAAGAGUUAUUGCCCCUGAUUCACCAGAUUUGGCCAUCAUUCAAUGCUUGUUUUGCUGAUGAAGAAAAGUUGGUCACAGUGAAGGCAUUAGAUGUACUACAAGUGAUAGCCAGAUCUGCGGGAGAUUUUGUUAAACACAGAAUUACCAAAGAUGUUCUGCCUAAAUUAUCAACAUUCCUCAGUAACCAAGCCUUAAUCAGUAUUCAUGCAGGUUCAGCAUACCAGUUCACUGUAAACUACAAACUUCAACUGGCAGUAUUGAGAAAUAUAAGCAGCAUUGCGAAACUGACAUGUAUAGAAGGUAGUGACCUUGACCUUAUUACAACCAGUUGUAUGCCAUAUCUUCAUACCAAACAACCUGCCACCCUACAAAAUGCAUGUAUAGACUGUUGUAAAGAACUGACAGAGGUAGAUGCUGACCUGGUAUGGUUGAAACUUUGUAGUGUGUACUGCCCUAAAUCAUAUAUUCCUCCCAGUGACCAGUUCACAGAAAUAAAGAGAUUAAAGCAAGCAAGUUCCAGCAAUGCCUACACAGUCAAUGUGACGAAGAUUAUGACAGAUUGUGGACUAGUGUGACACAAUUACCAAUCCAUACAAUAUAGAAUUUGACAAUGCAUAAUCAGAGACAGUACAUAGUUUAUUUACAAAAAGUUAUAUUUUCUUUACAGUGUUUUAGAUUUUAAAUUAGCACAGCUCACAUUGUGAAUGUGAAUUCUUGUAAACAUUUAUGCAAGUUUAGAGAUUCCAGUUUACUAAAACUUCUGUCAAGUAGACAAAUAAAUUGAUUUUAACUAGUCUGAGGUAAAUACUGUCAUUUAAUAUGUCUAAAUAUUAAGAACUACUACUAACUCUAUAAGUAAGAGGAUAAAUUAUGCAAAAAAAUGAUCAAAGUUUGGUUAUAUGUUUUCUUUAUACAUUUUAUAAACCUGUUUGGAUAUUUGAAAAUUUGUUCACUUGUCGUGUAGCUUCAAAACUUGAAAAUAGUUAAUAGUCUGUCAUAUGAAAGCUUAUGAUUGGCUGUUUUCAAAAUGUAAAUUUGAAUUAACAAAUGGUAGACUUUGAUUUUGAUACUGGUUUCCUAAUAUCAAACUUAUGUAUAAUCCAGAACCUUGUUAUUUUUUAUAUCACUUAUUUUCAAAAUGUCACAGUCAUAAGGUAAUUACUUAUUCAAAGUAUUUCUAUAGAAAUUUGGUAAGAUGUUAAAAGCAGCAAAAUUCAAAUUUAAAACCUUUUUAGCUUGACUAUACGAAGAAUAGGGAAAGCUACUAAUGUACUCAUCCAGGUGUCCCAACUUUCUAGGCAGUCGAGUCCACUACACAGAAUUAGUUGAUUCAGAAAUAAUUUAUGAUUUGUUUAUUAUAUGCCCAAAAGAAUUUCGGCCAUAUUAUGUUAUACCCCCUAGCGUCCGUCCGUCUGUCUGGAUGUCCGUCUGUUAGCAAUUUGGUUUCCAGAGCAUAACUUAAGUUCCAUUUGGCCCACAAUAUUCAAACUUCAUAGGAUGAUUGUCCAUAUUGGGUAGAAGACCACUAUUGAUUUUAGGGUCACAAGGUCAAAGGUCAAGGUCACUAUUACCUUAAAAACUGAAAACAGUUUCCGGAGCAUAACGAAAGUUCCAUUUGGCCCUCAAUAUUCAAACUUCAUAGGAUGAUUGCCCAUUAUGGGUUAAAGACCCCUAUUGAUUUUGGGGUUAUAAGGUCAAAGGUCAGGGUAACAAUGAUCUUCACACUGAAAAAAGUUGUGGUUUCUGGAGCAUAACUUAAGUUCCAUUUGGCCCACAGUGUUCAGACUUCAUAGGAUGAUUGUCAAUAUUAUAGAAGACCCCUAUUAAUUUUUAGGUCACAAAGUCAAGGUCACUGAAAAUGGUUUUCGCUCAAUAACUUAAGUAUUAAUCAACCUACAGCUUAUAUUGAUUACAUUAAUUAUAUGCCCUGAAAAAUUUGCUUAUAUCAUGUCAUAUCCCUGGCGUCUUUUUGUCCAUCCGUUGUAGUAAAAUUAUUUAAUUCCCAUAUCUUACAAAUGCUUCAUCCUUGCUAAAAAAAAUCACUUUCGGGCAUAUAAUGCUACGCCUAGCAGUGCUCUUGUCACAUAAAUGUUAUUGAAUGAACUUUGUAGACAUUACAUAUCUUGCUCAUCGAAUAUUGUUUUGAUCUGUUAACUGUUUUAGGAUUUAUAAUGUUUUAUUGAAGGAUUAUUUAGCUGUGGUGAAAAUCAUUUUUCAUUUUGUCAUAUACAUAAUGUGUUUUACAAAUGCAGUGAAUGACUUUGUUUCCCGGUGAAUAAUAUAACAAGGGUCAAAUAUUUUUUGAUGCACAUUGUUGAUGUUUUUGUUUUUUUGUUGUAUGAGCUUAUAUUUAGAUUAAGUUAUGUGCCUUAAAGAAGAACCAAAUAGCAGUUUAUGAGUAUAGUAAUCUUCUUUAUAUGGGUUUGACUUCAGAAAUAAAUAAAUAGUUGGGUGUGGCCCUAAUUUUCUUCAGACAAUCAGUAUCGUAAUAGUAUUGUAUCAUGGAGCCAGUAUUACAAUACAUAUCGUAUGAUGAGGUGAGCAUAUUGAUACACCCUUAAGACAUACUCUCAAAUCGAUUUCUUGAACCAAAACAAAAUUUUGCCCCAAACUGGGUUAGAACUCGCAGAUCUGGAGGCAUGUGGCUUUAAAGUUGAUGGAAACAAAACAGAUGGAAGUAUAUGACGGAAACCAAAUUUAACGAAACUGUAAUUGUACAUUGUAUUCCUAUCUGAAUUAAUUAAUAUAAUAUAUUGUUUGCUAAAAACUACACUACCUUGUGGUGGGUUAAAGGGACCAUAUGCUAAGAAAAACAGUUUGUUUUAAUAGUAAAAAAAACUGGUUUCUUAAAUUAUCGUAAACACUAGAGCAUUCCAAUAUUUCAUUAUUUUUAACAACAAAAAUUUGCAUUGUAUGCUAAUUUUGUUUAAAAUAGUUAAUUUAGUAUUUAAAUAUAAAUAAUCAGAUGUUUUUUAGGUCAACUAUUAAAAGAAUAUAGGGGCUAUCCUACUUAUCCAGGCAUCAGGUCUGAGUAAUACUUUGGUUAAAGUAUUGCAUGCAACAUCAAAUUUCACCAGCCACUUAUGAUAGUUUCUUGCAACUUAACACACUUAUAUGUGUUUGAAAGCAGAUUAGGAGGUCAGUGUACAAAGCCCAUAACUUUAGCGUUGUUUUUGGGAUCACAAUUGGAAGUCACUCUCCAAGGCCCAUCACUUUUAGACUGAAUUAUGGCCCUUUGUGAAUUUAGACAAUAUUUGGUUUAAACUUUGCUUGCAACAUUUAUCUUCCAAAAACUACUGAUUGUAUCCACUUAAAACUUGAUUCAUGCUUUUUAAUUACAAUUCAAGUUACUUUUGAGGACCCAUUACUUUGGCAUGGGUUUUUGAAUGAAAUAAGGUCCAGACCUCUUAACAGAACAAGUCAAUAUCCUUUUCUUAUAACUAUGUCAUGUAAAUUAUGUGUAAUUUUGUAAAUGAAAUCCUCCUCUUUGUUAAUUCUUACUUUAUCAAGGUUCUUGUUUUACUAAUUAGCACUGAAAAUAGUGGACAGCUCUUGUUAAGAUAUGUUAUAUAUGGAAAAUAAUGUUUUGUAGUUAAGUUUGCAAUUUUCUCCUGUGAAAAAUAUUUUUCAUUGGAUUAUGUAGAGAUUGUAUAGAAAUUAUCUUGUUGAUAUUUGUUUUUUGUUUACUUAUAAAUCUUCUAUCAUAGUUCAUGAUCUGUAAUUGUACUAAUA